Gopherus evgoodei (Goodes thornscrub tortoise) is the source of this 585-nucleotide messenger RNA. RefSeq names its product putative olfactory receptor 52P1. The transcript has a single exon. Gene Ontology annotation, molecular function: olfactory receptor activity. Bases 1 to 585 code for a protein of 194 amino acids. NCBI's taxonomy places the organism in Eukaryota, Metazoa, Chordata, Testudines, Testudinidae. The record is from RefSeq and is a predicted model, not a curated record. Gene Ontology annotation, cellular component: membrane. Gene Ontology annotation, biological process: G protein-coupled receptor signaling pathway.
AUGGCCUUCGAUCGCUACGUUGCCAUUUGUAACCCUCUAAGAUAUGCCACCAUCCUCACUAAUGCACAAAUAGCUAAACUUGGGCUUGUAUGUUUGAUAAGAGCUGUUGUUUUCAUUCUGCCCCUACCCCUGCUCCUGAGUCAGCAGCCAUACUGUGCCAACCGCAUUAUCCCUAAUACGCAAUGCGAGUACAUAGCUGUGGUCAAGAUGGCGUGUGGGGACAUCACAGUCAUUAGGAUAUAUAGCUUGGUGCUAAUGUUUGUAAUCUGUGGGUUUGACCUGACAGUCAUUGCCCUGUCCUACAGUCUGAUCAUCAGGGCCGUCCUCAGAAUCUCCUCUAAGAAAGCUCACCAGAAAACUCUCAACACUUGCACAACCCACAUCUGUGUGAUGCUCACAUAUUAUAUCCCUGGCCUUUUCUCCAGUCUCACAUACCAGCUUGGUCAAAGCAUCGCUCCCCAUGUUCAUACCAUCUUGGCCCACCUCUUUCUCCUCAUCCCUCCUAUGCUCAACCCUAUCAUUUAUGGGGUCAGAACCAAAGAGCUUCGUGACAAAGUAGUCAAAUAUACCUGCUGCAGAAGAUGA